Messenger RNA from Mizuhopecten yessoensis (Yesso scallop), 1904 nucleotides. RefSeq names its product BTB and MATH domain-containing protein 38-like. Gene Ontology annotation, molecular function: protein binding. The coding region runs from base 219 to 1151 and encodes 310 amino acids. The transcript has 3 exons. The record is from RefSeq and is a predicted model, not a curated record. NCBI's taxonomy places the organism in Eukaryota, Metazoa, Mollusca, Bivalvia, Pectinida, Pectinidae.
CUUUUCAGGUGUGGUGGAUCUACCUGAGUGUAGGGUCCGCCAGGUGAGGUAUAUACAUGUAAACCUGAACAACUCUCCCACCUAGCAAAUGGAUGAUGCAUGUUCGAUCUCCUUACGAUUACCUGAUGUGAUUUUUGACAUAGUGAAAUUUUGCGUCAUGGUUCGGAAUUUGCACGUCAACGACUUCAGUCAUCCCUCAUGACGUAGACACAUGCAGUAUGACAGAAGUACAACCAAAUGAUGACCUUCCUCCUCCCGUUCCCGGGUCUCAAAACCUGGGUGAGACAUCAGACCCAUCCUCCUCUGACCAGAAUCAACCACCAGAUCUACUAAUCCCCACCCCCAGGGACAAUGCUGCUGAGAGUGUGGGAGCCUAUAGCUCCCCCGCCCUUAGGGACUUUACCAAGGAGGAUGAGUUAAGUGAUGUGACACUACUGAUAGAAGGGACACAACUCCAUGUGCAUCGUCAAUACUUGGCCGAGUGGUCUCCGGUGUGGAGGAGAAUGUUCCUGGGGGGAUUUCUGGAGCAGCAUGCUCGUCAGAUUCCACUCCCUGGAAAACGCAUCGCCGAGGUUACAGAACUUCUGCACUGUAUCUACUCCUCACAGAAACCCAUUUCAGAUGGGAACGUGCGAUUCCUGUUAGAACUGGCAGAAGAGUACCAGAUAGACAGGAUAAAACGUCGAUGUGAGGAUUUUCUCCUCACCCAACAGAGCAACCUUGAGGCACUGUUUCUUGCCCAGAAGUUUCGUCUACGUACACUCUACCGUCGCUGUGUCAACUGUUCCAAGACUAAAUCUUUACGUGACCUUGAGCGCAACCCUAACUAUGUCAAACUCAGUGCAGAAACUAAAGUAGAGGUACUGAAAGCUAAGACAGAGAUGUUGUGUGAUUAUACCAAAAAUCUGGAAAAUCGGGAGACAUUGUUGAGUCGGAAAUCUGAUCUGCUUACAAUGGAGCGCGACAACAUGAAGGCCAGUCUCCAAGCAAUUCACGGCAUCUGGGGUGUGCCCAAUAAACGAUGUUACAAACACGUCACUGACAAAGAUUUCAACUUCUCCUGUUCGGACUGUAAUGAGAAUAUGUACCGAGAGAUCCGAGCUCUGUGUGGGAGGGGCCAGCAUCUCAGACGCUAUUUUCCACCCAAGUAGGACACACAAGGACCUCUUACGUGUUGUGUGUUCUUUUUCUCAAAGUGGGAUGGUAAGGAUCCAUAGUCAUCCCAUUUAUUACUUCCCGCCUUAGUAGCCUAGGACACACAAAAACCUGUAAUAUUCUGUGUGUUCCUUUCUGUUGAAGCAGGGCAUUAUAAUUCCCGAUAUAGGACAUAUAAGUAUUACUGUUCAUAUACACCAGAACUGACAAGACCUCAUCACUUAUUUAGUAAACAGUCGAUCUGGAAACAUUUAAGUGAAAUACAAUACUGGUACCAGAAAUGGUGUUGAGAAUCAGUAAAGAUUUCGACAUUGAAGAUCAGCUACAGUCAGCUCAUGACAACUGAUCAAUUUUCCGUUACUAAUCGGUUGAUUUAUACAUGUAUGAUGUUACAUUAUAGAGCGUGAUAUUUAUAGCUGUUAGAGCUUUAAGGAAUAACUAGUUAAUCAUCUACAAAUAGAUAAUGACCCUUACUCCAUACUACUUCUCAAUAUUUUAUUUUAAAGAUAUACAUGUAUAAAAUAUCGGUGUGUUCUAUUAUCUGUCUGAAUUGUUUCUGCAUGGGUGGGUUGUGUUUCAGUUCAGGCAGAAAUAAUGAAAAAUAAACAAAUUGUGUUAUUUCCAUAUGCAGGUAAGUUAAUAAAACAGCAUCUGGAUUUAUAAGUAGAACAAAGAUAUACUAUAUAGUAGUAUCAAACAAAUAAAGUUGCAUGACGUGUUUAAUGAAGCAAUGUGAGGAAGUCAUUAAU